Molecule: messenger RNA, 1387 nt
Organism: Harpegnathos saltator (Jerdon's jumping ant)
Lineage: Eukaryota; Metazoa; Arthropoda; Insecta; Hymenoptera; Formicidae
Product: tropomyosin-2
Exons: 6
Coding region: 1-855 (284 amino acids)
Source: RefSeq, a predicted model, not a curated record
AUGAACGCCAUCAAGAAGCGGCUGCAAACAUUGAAGCUCGAGAAGGAUCUGGCGAUGGACAAAGCUGAUCUGUGCGAUCAGCAAGCGAAGGAGGCGAAUCGCCGGGAGGAGAAGCUGAGGGACGAGGUGCGCGAAUUGGCGAAGAAGCUGCUGCAAAUGGAGCACGAUCUGGAAGUGAGCAAGGCCCAGCUGAUCAAGUCGAACAGGGAUCUUGAGAUGAAGGAGAGGGUCUACAUCGUGACACAGUCGGAACUGGCGGUGCUGAAUAGAAAAAUGCAGCAGUCCAUGCAGAACCUGGAGAAGUCCGAGGAGCGGCGUUUGUCGGCCCAGGCGAAGCUCGCGCAGGCCAUGGAAACCGCGGAGGACGCGAAACGCAUCUGCAAGGUCUUGGAGAACAGGAGCAAGCAGGACGAGGAGCGGAUGGACCAAUUGACGGCGCAGUUGAAGGAAGCGAGGCUCAUCGCCGAGGACGCGGACACGAAGUCGGACGAGAUAUCGAGAAAAUUGGCGUUCGUCGAGGACGAGCUCGAGGCGGCGGAGGAAAGGGUUAAAUCGAGCGAGGCGAAAAUCAUCGAACGGGAGGACGAGCUAUUUAUCGUCGGGAAUAUCUUGAAGUCUUUGGAGGUAUCCGAGGAAAAGGCUAAUCAAAGGGUGGAGGAGUUCAAGGCGCAGCUGAAGGAGCUGAAGGUGAAGCUGAAAGUCGCCGAGAAGCGUGCCAUAUUCGCCGAGAAAACUGUCAAAAUCUUCGCGAAAGAGUUAGACAAGAGAGAAGAUUACCUGCUGAAGGAGAAGGAGAAGUACAAGUACAUUUGCGACGACCUGGACUCCACGUUCUCGGAACUGACGGGAUACUGAAUGGAUCUUCGUGUAUGCCGAACGUUCCGCCCGGAGAUUAUCAGGAGCGAGGCACGUUCGCCCGCAGAUGUGUGUUCGUCGAGCGUAGCCGAGGGUCGUCCAGAGUGAAUCCAGCCGGAUCUUUACCUUACACGAUAUCAAUUUAUUUAAUCGAUUCUACGAUCGACACAAUGCAUCGAAACGCCGUACCACAGAUUUAAUACAGUUUAAAUUUAAUCGCACAAUUCGUUUAAUCGUACAACACCCCUCCCCGCUCGCGGGAGAACGGGGAGGAAGUCCGCGAGCAGCAGUUCGAUUAUCGUUCGGAGCUCGCGGUGUGUGACCUCGCGCCACGACUGGACCGUUUCGCGCCGCUGCGCUUCUUCCUUCCUCCUCCUCCUCUUCUUCUUCUUCUUCUUCUUCUUCUUCUUUUUCUUCUCUUUUCUCCUUUUCCAACGACGUUAAUCGUAGUUUUACAAUAACAAUUGUCCGUUUGAUUGGCUCACUCACGUGUCGUCGACGCGCGUCGACGCGGCAAUCGAAGCGCGACGUU